AUGGUAGAGUUUUUCAGUGAACAGUUCACAACGUUAACACAACAUUUGCAAUCAAACUGGCCGACCCACUGCAUGGACGCUCUCAUAUGUACCGCCAGAAUAACCGAUGGAAUAGGAGGCAACCAUGCAUCGGUGACCUUGUGGUUGAUUGUCACCGAAGCCAAAGACGCCUGUCCAACCAGUAUGGAUCCAAUUGAGGAAAGCAUAGCGGAAGCUCUCCGCUCGGAUGAUAAAGAAUGGACGGUGUAUAAAUGUAG
Molecule: messenger RNA, 257 nt
Organism: Opisthorchis viverrini
Lineage: Eukaryota; Metazoa; Platyhelminthes; Trematoda; Opisthorchiida; Opisthorchiidae
Exons: 2
Source: RefSeq, a predicted model, not a curated record